ACGGACAACCAGCUACUUAGCAGCCGUUGGAAACAAAACCUGAGUCUAAAGCAAGUUCUCAUGUUACCAGGUUAAACCCCAGCUACAUUGUAGUUCCUCACAUAGGCGAACACCUCCAUCCAGUUUUUGCUGUUUACUGUUUUGACCUAGAGGCUGAAGAGGUUUGUGGUGAAGAUGGGAGUGCCAAAAUUUUACCGCUGGAUUUCGGAACGCUACCCUUGUCUCAGUGAAGUUGUCAAGGAACAUCAGAUUCCAGAGUUUGACAACUUCUAUCUGGACAUGAACGGCAUCAUCCACCAGUGUUCUCACCCAAACGAUGAGGAUGUCCACUUUCGCAUUUCUGAGGAAAAGAUUUUCGCAGACAUCUUCCAUUACCUGGAGGUGCUCUUCAGGAUCAUCAAGCCUCGCAAGGUUUUCUUCAUGGCGGUGGAUGGUGUGGCGCCAAGGGCGAAGAUGAACCAGCAGAGAGGACGUAGAUUCAGGUCCGCCAAAGAAGCAGAGGAAAAGAUAAAAAAAGCUUUGGAUAAAGGAGAGGUGCUUCCCACAGAGGCUCGCUUCGACUCCAACUGUAUCACUCCUGGCACUGAGUUCAUGGCGCGACUUCAGGAACAGCUCAAGUAUUUCGUCCACAACAAGCUCUCCAAUGACAAGCUAUGGCAGAAUGUCAAAGUGUACUUGUCCGGUCACGAGACACCAGGGGAGGGGGAACAUAAAAUCAUGGAGUUUAUUCGGUCAGAGAACACCAAGCCCAAUCAUGACCCCAACACGCGACACUGCCUGUACGGCCUGGAUGCUGACCUGAUUAUGUUGGGUUUGACCAGCCACGAGCCAAACUUCGCUCUGCUCAGGGAGGAAGUCCGCUUCGGAGGGAAGAAAUCCCAGAAAAGGAUAACAGCUCCAGAGGAGACCACCUUUCACUUGCUUCACUUGUCUCUGAUGAGAGAGUAUAUCGACUACGAGUUCUCUGAGCUCAAGAAUAAGAUGGGUUCCGAUUAUGACCUGGAGCGAGUAAUAGAUGACUGGAUUCUAAUGGGUUUCCUGGUAGGAAACGAUUUCAUCCCUCACCUCCCCAACCUUCACAUCAAUCAUGACGCUCUACCAUUGCUGUACAAGACGUACAUGAGUGUACUACCAAGCCUGGGGGGUUAUCUGAAUGAGAACGGUCACUUAAACCUCAGAAACUUUGAGAAAUACCUGGAGAAGCUUGCUGAGUUUGACCGGGAACAUUUUAAUGAGGUCUUUGUGGAUUUGAAGUGGUUUGAAAGCAAAGUUGGGAACAAAUAUCUGAAUGAAGCUGCUGGACUGGCAGCUGAGAGGGAAGCUGCCAGCAAAGACGGCAGAAAGAACGAGGAUUCUGCUCUCUGUCUGGCUUCCCUGACUACAUCAGAGAAAGUCACCGGAGAGGAAAAAGCAGCGGCAGCAGAUGAUGAAGAGGAGGAGGAUGAUAUCUUUGAAACGGAGUUCAGACAGUACAAACGCACAUACUACAUGAGCAAGAUCGGCGUGGACGUGGUGUCUGACGAGUUUCUAGCCAACCAAGCCAAGUGUUAUGUGGAAGGUAUCCAGUGGAUUCUCCACUACUAUUACCAUGGAGUUCAGUCCUGGAGCUGGUACUACCCCUACCACUACGCUCCCUACCUGUCUGACAUCAGGAAUGUGUCUGGGUUAAAGCUGACCUUUGAGCAUGGACAGCCCUUCAUGCCCUUCCAGCAGCUGCUGGCAGUCCUGCCUGCUGCCAGCAUGGAACUGCUGCCCGAGUGUUACAGGCAUCUGAUGACGAGUGAAAGCUCAGCUAUUAUUGAGUACUACCCUCUUGACUUUAAAACUGACCUGAAUGGCAAGCAGCAGGAAUGGGAGGCCGUGGUGCUCAUCCCGUUCAUAGAUGAGGUAAACGCACAAUUCGAAAUGAAGAAAUGCCACAGAUUUUAUCUUGAGGAACCACCGGGUGUCCAAAGAGUGUACGACAGGCCGAGCACUCCUCCUCCCGCCAAAGUCACCUGUCUGUCUGACAAGGAGCAGAAGGACUGGAUUAAGGACGUCCAAGGAAUCACUGAAUAUUUUUUGAAGAGGAAAGGCAUCGUGAUAAAUGAGACAGAGGUGGUUUUAUACGGCCAACUGCUGACUGGAAGAAAAUACGUUCCCAAAGCCAAUGGUGUGGUGGAACUGGAGAAACAGUGGGCCAAACAGGUCCUCCCCUUUGCCCACCAGGCGGUUGUUAAGGUACCUGCACACAAACAUGAUUCUUCUGCACGAAGAAAACUGAGAAUAAUCGAAGUCUAUCCAAUUAAUGCUCCAUAUCUCCAUGUUCAUAUUAAUAUAAAUUUUCAGGUGCAAGAUUCCCAAGAUGUCAUCAAAGAUGGGCGGAUUCGAGUGGUCUUCAGUGUGCCACACGAGCCACAGCUGGAGCCCUUAAUCCAGAACCAACACAAAUACAGCGUGAAAUACAGUCCUGGGUACGUUCUGGCCUCUCGUCUCGGCAUCACCGGUUACCUCGUCUCCCGCUUCUCUGGAAGCAUCUUCAUUGGUAGAGGCUCUAAGAAGAAUCCCUGUGGGGAGCAAAGAGCUAACGUUGGCCUGAACCUGAAGUUCAACAAGAAGAACGAGGAAGUUCCCGGAUACACCAAGAGAACUGAAAAAGAGUGGCUCUACUCUGCUGCUGUGGAGGAACUGCUGGCUGAAUACCUGGACAGAUUCUCAGAGGUAUUCAAUACAGUGGCCAGAAACAGUCACGACGAUGUUUUCUAUGAAGAUGACAUUUGGCCUGGAGAAGACCAGAAUGGUGUGUUUAAGGAUUUGAUAACAUUAAUAAAAAUCUGUGUGCAGCCCUUGGAGCAGCAGCAGGGUGUAGUUCCAGACCCAGACGCGGAAUAUCGUCUGUUUGACAGAGUCAUCAACAUCAGGGAGAGCUUCACCGUCCCGCUGGGACUCAGAGGGACGAUCAUCGGCAUUAAAGGAGCGGAGCGCGAGGCAGAGGUUCUCUAUGAAGUGCUGUUUGAUGAAGACUUUGCUGGAGGUCUCAACAUCAGGUGUACAUCUUCUCGUUGUUACCGCCUCCCUCCCUGCGCCCUGAUCAACCUUUCCCACGGAGCCCGGGUUGAUCACACCGGCCACAAACUCACCGCCAUCGUCAAACCGCAGCCUGCCACUGGCGGCAACUUCAGCUCGUACCGGCAGCUGGCAGGCCUAAACCACUCCCCUCGUUCGCCUUUUAUCCCCACACAGCAUAACAACAAACAUGGCGUGGCGAAGGCGGCCUCACAGGGCAACAGGAGCUCUCCCUCAAAAGGUCCCAUCCAAAAGCACCAGGUCAGGAACAAAGAGGAGUACAGUAAUGUGUGGCAGUCUCUGCAGAACACCGGGCCUCCUAACAAGCCUCCUGCUCACUGGCACAACAAUACCCCACCUGCUGGCAUCAGACUGUUGAAGAAAAAUGAAGAUGUCAGCUCCUUUAUUCCCUCACACAAUACGGCCAAUAAGGCUGAAACACAAUUUGAGGACCUCAUUGCCAAUCUAAAAAUCUCCAAGGGUAACCAGCAAACCCCACCCCCUCCUGCCCCUCCACAAGGAGGCGACAGCCAGCCAGAUGGCCCAUUAUCCCCACAGUCUUUUGCCAUGAAGGGAACCCUGGUGCUGAAGGAGAUGCUUAAAAUUGACAGCACCGGAACAGGAAGUCAAUCUCCUCAAGAGACGUCAAACAGCACGCCCCCUGCUGGCCAGCAGCAGAACAGGAGACGAUCAUCAAAGAAACUCGCUGCAAAAAUAAACGUCCCGCACGGCGACGCGCCCGUGUUGCCUUCUCCGGCACCUGCUGCCUCUGCCAACACCCUGCUGGGCAGUAAGGUGUCAGAGCUGGCCUGCAUCUGUGGGGCUUUAGGUAUGGCGCCGCCUGACUUCAGCUUCAUAUGCAACAGACAGGGUCUGGUGGUGUGUCAGGUGAAACUGUCCAACGGGCUGAUGGUUCAUGGCCCACAGUGCCAGUCAGAACACGAUGCCAAGGAGAAAGCUGCUUUCUUUGCACUUCAGAGACUGAACUCACUCGGGUCAGGCUUCCCCCUCCCACCUCCUCUGUACACAGGAGUGGGUCAGAUACGACCUCCCCACAUGGGAGCUGUCUUCAACCAACAAGGUGGUGUGCUGUUGCCCCCACAGGGUUAUGGUCCUGCUCCUCUCUGGGGAAUGACGGUGCCUCCUCAACACCACCAAAACCAGCCAUUCUACGGGCCACCGGGGACUUUCCCUGGUGCUGCGCGCCCCCAGCCUGCAACGACACUGCCCAUUGGCUCACACAACCAGUUCAUCCCCUUACAGGUAACACAUAAGCCCUUUUUCCAUAAGGACCUACUUGGAUCGGGUGGUACCUAUAGUUGCAAGAAGGCUUUGACUCAGUCCUACAGAAGCCCUCAGAUGUGA
Messenger RNA from Neolamprologus brichardi, 4410 nucleotides. The record is from RefSeq and is a predicted model, not a curated record. NCBI's taxonomy places the organism in Eukaryota, Metazoa, Chordata, Actinopteri, Cichliformes, Cichlidae.